UGACCGACUAGCGGUUUUCUCUCACGGAAAUGGGUCAUCAGGUUGCAUUACAUCAUUGUCACCUUUGACCCGCGGAUGUGCUUGUCCGCCAUUUUGAUUGGGCAAGCUGAUGGCGCUAUUUUUGUUUUCAUUCGGAGGAGAAAACUUUUUCAUCUCUGCAUAAUUCGACACCGUAAGAACUAGACACCAACACCGCCUGAUAGACAUGGAGGAGCAAAGCUCUGUCGUCGUGCAUCUACUGGACAAAAAUGCCCCUGUCAUGAUUUUGGCCGUGUCUGGUAAAGGUCCAGGGAACGAGAACGACUGCAGAGAGGACCAGAUAACAGACGUAACAUGGCAGCAGGACAAGGAUAGGCAGAGUCUAUGUGAUUCACCACAGCUUAGUAGGAAACAUACAGCUAGAAAAGUCUACUGUUGCACUUGGUGCAACUAUUCCACGACAAAGAAAAAAUUGAUAAAGGUUCAUGUUCAAAAACAUGACAAGGACAAGCCCUACAUCAGGACAGACAGCAGAGAGGACCAGACAACAGUCACGGGAAGGCAGCUGGACCAAGAAAGGGAGAGUCCGUGUGAGGAAACCCACAGUGAAGGGUCAGCCCAGCAUUAUCAUGUUUGUGAGGAAUGUGGGUACAGGACAAGCUGGCUCGCAAUCCUUUCUGUACACAGAAGAAAACAUACAGGAGAAAACUCUUGUAGUCGUGAAAUGUCUGCAGAACUUGACAAUAACGAGACCAGUAGCAGAACAGAAACAGAAUGGCAGCAGGACGAGAACGAGAGGUCCAGGGAUGAAACAUGCUCGGUGAACUCUGUCCAUCCUGGAGACAAGUCUCUCUUACAUGCUAGGCAUCGAGACAAGAAUGAUUCGCCACGGCCUAGUAAGAAACGUACAGCUAGAAAAUUGUACUGUUGCAAUCAUUGCAGCUACUCCACGAGAAAUAAGAAAUUGAUUAAGGUACAUGUAAAAGUACAUAACAAAGAUAAGCCAUACAUCAGGCCUAGGACAGACAGCAGAGAGGACCAGACGACAGACACAGGAAGGCAGAAGGACAAUGAAAAGAAAAGUCCAUGUGAAGAAACAAACAGUUUAGGCUCUACCCAGUAUGGUAUAAACAGGACAGAGAGCAGAGAAGACCAAACAGCAGACACAGGAAGGCAGCAGCAGGACAAGGAAAGGGAGAGUCCAUGUGAGGAAACCUACAUUGUAGGCCCUACCCAGUUUGAGAAAAGGACAGACAGCAGAGAAGACCACACAACAGACACAGGAAAGCAGCAGGACAUAGACUCUAACAGUAAAGGUGCUACCAAAUGUGAACAUGUGUGUAGGGAGUGUGGAUACAGAACAAGUCGACUGGCAAACCUUACAGAACACAUGAAAAAGCAUGCAGGGGAAAACCCUUACAGUCGUGAAAUGUCAGAAAAAAUUGACGAUAACCAGGCCAGCAGUGGGGAGGACCAGAUGUCAGACGUAGAAUGGCAGCCCGAAGACGAUGGCAGCUCAAGCGAUGAACCAUGCUUCGUCAACUCUGUCCAACCUGCAGACAAAUCUUUCCUACAUGCGUAUGAAAGGCAUCUAGACGAGAAUGAUUCACCACGAAACAAUACAGCCAAAAAUGUUCACUGUUGCACUCGGUGCAGCUAUUCAACGAGGAAUAAAAACUAUUUGAAGCUACACAUGCAAAAACAUGCCAAAGACAAGCCUUACAAAUGUAACAAGUGUGGAUUCAAAACUGCCCAUAGAAGAAGACUGUCUAUGCAUAUGAGGGACAAACAUUCAGAUAAAAGGCCUCACAAAUGUGACCAGUGUGACUAUUCCGCAUCGAGGAAAAACACGCUUGACCAACACAUGCUCACGCACACCGGUGAGAAACCCCACAUGGGUGAAGUAUGCGGGUACGUAACGGCACAUAAGUCGCGGCUGGUAGUGCAUAAGAGAGGGCACACCGGUGAGAAACCCUACAAAUGUGACCAGUGUGACUUUGCCGCGGUGACAAAAACUCGUUUAGAUGACCACAUGGUUAGACACACUGGCAAGAAAUACCUCAAGUGUAAACAGUGUUCAUACAAGACUGCCCGUAGGCCUCAGUUGUUGGUGCAUAUGAGGACACACACAGGCGAAAAACCCUUCAAGUGUGACUGGUGCGACUAUUCUGCUGCGCUGAAAAUGACUCUUGAUAGGCACGUCGUGGCUAAACAUACCAGCGUUAAACCCUUCCAGUGUGACAUGUGCGACUAUGCUGCAGUACAGCGAUUCACAUUAGUGCAACACAAGGCGAGGGAACACACUCUCACACAGACUGGUGAUCAGAGACCCUACAAAUGUGAUCAGUGUGACUUUUGUACUACGGAAAAGAGGUACUUAGACCGACACGUUCUGAAGCACAGUAGUGAAAAACCCUUCAUGUGUGAUGAGUGCGGAUACAUGACGCGUUACAAAUACCAACUCACAGUUCACAAGAGAAAACACUCAGGAGAGAGACGCUACAAGUGUCACCUGUGCGACUAUGCUGGUGCUCGGAAAUGUAAUUUAGAUCAACACAUGGUUAAACACUCUGGUGAGAAACCCUUUGUGUGUGGGGAGUGCGGGUACAGAACAGCUGAUAAGUAUUACCUCAAGAAACAUGAGGCUAAUAAACACAAUGUACAUAACAAGAUUGACUUACACAAGACAAAGAAAAGUGACUCGCAGUUACACAAGGUUGAGACAAACAAGAGCGACUUGCAAAAGACCAAAAAGGGCAACACACGGGGCUUCCCUACAGCACAGGAAACAAUAGAAGCUUGCCAGGUUAUUGUACAACCUGAUUAAUCUCCGAGCAGAUCCUAUGGUAGCAUAAGAUAGUAUCAAAAGCUGGCAGAGGAGUGAAGCCGGUUUACGAGUGUGUUUCGUUACCGGGCAAAUGGCAAAUGGACACCUCUUGGCUGACUACACUCCUUGGCCAGUAUGGUCCUAUCUUAUGCCAUUGUAGGAUCUGCUUGGAGAUUACAACCGGAUGAGAGCAUGUCAGCGUGCAUGAGAAAUGCUGACCCCGGCAUCUGGCAGACCAUCAGGACAAAUUUGUGGCCCCAGAGCCCAGCCGGGGCUUAUUUAAAUUUCCCUCGCAAAGCUCAGUCGUACAGUAGACACAUACUGGGACACUUUUCUAUUCUGAUUUUAAUGUGUGACUGAAGGACACACAUGUGAAACCUAAUGGAAAACAU
This is a messenger RNA of Branchiostoma floridae (Florida lancelet), 3198 nucleotides long. RefSeq names its product zinc finger protein 93-like. Bases 206 to 2806 code for a protein of 866 amino acids. The transcript is spliced from 2 exons. Gene Ontology annotation, cellular component: nucleus. The record is from RefSeq and is a predicted model, not a curated record. Lineage: Eukaryota; Metazoa; Chordata; Leptocardii; Amphioxiformes; Branchiostomatidae. Gene Ontology annotation, biological process: regulation of transcription by RNA polymerase II. Gene Ontology annotation, molecular function: RNA polymerase II transcription regulatory region sequence-specific DNA binding; DNA-binding transcription factor activity, RNA polymerase II-specific.